Myzus persicae (green peach aphid) is the source of this 1877-nucleotide messenger RNA. RefSeq names its product very-long-chain 3-oxoacyl-CoA reductase-like. Gene Ontology annotation, cellular component: endoplasmic reticulum. The record is from RefSeq and is a predicted model, not a curated record. Gene Ontology annotation, molecular function: oxidoreductase activity. The transcript has 6 exons. Lineage: Eukaryota; Metazoa; Arthropoda; Insecta; Hemiptera; Aphididae.
UCGCUAAGCCGCCAAACUGCCAGUGACUCGAAGCACCGCAAUCGUAGUCGCGCGGCCGGUCAAAGGUCGUUUGCUGGUCGUACAACCGUCGCCGAUUUCCAACGACAAGUUCCGGUAAUCACAGUGGCUGCAGCAACAACAACGGGGUCACGUGCGAUGGAGUCGUCGGUUGGUUGCUGGCUGUGGUGGUUGGCCAACGCGGUCGUGUGUUGCGUGGGCACAGCGGUCGUCGUCCGCAAGUUGCUAGUGCCGUGGACGUGCUGGUUGGGCCGACGGGCUCUGUGCUGGUCCCGAUACGUACUGUUCUAUGGCCACGCCGGCGUAGGGCCCGAGGUACGGCGUGCACCGCCCUCUUGUCGGUGCUGUGGCGGAGUGCACUUUGACGGAAUGGCCGGAAGCUGGGCGGUGGUGACUGGUUGCACCGACGGUAUCGGCAAAGAGUACGCGAUGCAGUUGGCCGACCGUGGAAUGAAUGUAGCGCUGGUCAGUCGGAACUUACACAAGUUGCUAGCAGUAGCUCAGCAGAUCGACGAACGGCACGCGGGUCGGGUGAAGACUAAGAUCGUCGUAGCGGACUUCACGUCGUCCGGUGGCACCGUCCCGUUGUCGGCGACUUACGACGCGGUGCGACGCGGACUCGCCCGCUUGGACGUGCGGCUGCUGGUGAACAACGCGGGCGUGGGCUACGCGCGACCCGAACGGCUGCUUGACCUGGCGCCAUGCUGCACCGGCGCGCUACCCGAUCCGUGCCGCGACGUGGUCGAGUGCAACGCGCUGGCCACCGUGGCCAUGUGCCGCAUCGUCAUGCCACUGAUGAUCGUCGACGGUGUGGACAGCAGCGACGAGAUCCACGGCGGCGAAGAUGCGGAAGGAGACUUCCGGGAGCGGUCGGAUGACAAGGAAUACACGUCUCCUAGACGCGGAGGCGGCGGAGUCGUCAUCAAUGUGUCGUCAGCCUCGGCUAAGCUCCCGUGUCCGCUCCUCAGCAUCUAUGGCGCCACCAAGUCGUUUGUGGAAAAGUUGUCGGUGGAGUUGGCCACCGAGUACGACGAAGAGGACUCCACGCACCAGAUCGCCGUCCGGUGCCUAACGCCCGGGUUCGUGGCCACCAAGAUGAGCCAGAUCCGACCGACGUCCACCGGUGACACGGGCUGGACGUACGCGCCAGUGCCGCGGUCGUACGCCAGCCACUCUCUCCGGGCGUUGGCCUGUCACUGCGCGUGUGGCCGGGCAGUGCGGAGGGGAAGCUCGUGGACGGAUCGAAGCAGCGAAGCCGAAGCCGGUUAGGCCGAAGAACCGGCCGGAUGGUUGGCGGCAGUGAUCAGCGCCGUGUUCGACUCGCCGUCGUCGCCGCUGUCGGCCGGGCGGUCCGGCGUCACGACCACCGGUUACCCGUCGCACACACUCAUGCUGAUGGCGGUGAACGUAGUCCGGUGGGUGUUCGGCGACCAAUAUGUGUCUAGCGCCGCUAGCCGGAUGAUGUGCGGUAUGCGGAACCGGAUAGCGAACCGGAACUCAGCCAAGAUGCAAAAACAGACUUCCAACCCCGAAUUCGAGAACAAAAGUCAUGAGUCCGCGAGUCACAACUAGGUGCUUUCAGCCACUGGACUGCUAACUGUAUGUGGUGGAUCGAACAUAAUAUUAUGUACCUAUAUCUACACGAUAUCAAACCUACAAUUGUACGUUUUAAAUGGAUAUUUUAAAGAUGAAAAUUUAUGAAAACAUUUUAUACUGGGGGACCUCGGAACCUCGACCGGUCCACAAAAUAUGGGCCCUCGAUUUUAGAUAAAUAAAGAAUAAUGUAUAAAAUUGGUGUGUAUCGUUGAAUAUAUAUGUACAUUGUUUUUAAUAACUUAUUAAACUUAUUAGUAUAGUCA